This is a messenger RNA of Etheostoma cragini (Arkansas darter), 1220 nucleotides long. Its product is annotated as matrix remodeling-associated protein 8-like. The transcript has 7 exons. The record is from RefSeq and is a predicted model, not a curated record. Gene Ontology annotation, cellular component: membrane; cell surface. NCBI's taxonomy places the organism in Eukaryota, Metazoa, Chordata, Actinopteri, Perciformes, Percidae. Gene Ontology annotation, biological process: establishment of glial blood-brain barrier; cell adhesion. The coding region runs from base 219 to 1220 and encodes 333 amino acids.
UUUCAUUUCCCGGGUGGGAUUAGUUCACUUCGGUCCUGUUUUGGUUCUGUGCUGAAGCCCUAACGCGGCGCUGCCGCACUCACACUCUGAAAUUUCACCGAAUCAAGUCCUGCUGUUGCUGUUGCAGAGGAUAUAUAAUUCUGGUUUUCUUACCCUCGGGACCAUCUGCCAGGUGCAGAGACUUGACAAGUCCCCGUCCGUACCUUCACCAUACCAACAUGAAGUCAGAGAGGGUGGACAUCAUUUUUCAGGCUCUCCUCUUAAUCCACAUCCCCGUGGCCUAUCUCUUCACUGCAGUGUCAGGUCAGUCUGACAGCAGCAGCAGCAGUGUGGUGGUGGCAGGCUAUAACGUGAGCGCCCCCGCCGGGUCAAGGGUGGUGCUGCAGUGUGUGAGCGGACGCAUGGUGUGGACAAGGGACAGGGUGAGGGACAGGCAGAGGGUGGUCCACUGGGACAUGUACCGGGCCCGUCCAGACUACACCAUGGAGAGGGUGCUGGACAUGUUCUCUGCAGGGGACCAGAGGAUCUACAACUCCUACAACCUGGGCAGAGUUGGACUCAGCCCAACAGCCUUCAGUGAUGGAAACUUCUCCCUGGUCAUCAAAGACGUGACGAUGAACGACAGAGGUCUGUACUCUUGCAACCUCCACCAUCUCUACUGCCACCUGUACGAGAUGGUCAGAGUGCAGCUCAAUGUCACUAAAUCGCGUCGCAAAGAGCAGCGCUUCUGGGAUGGACAAAAGGCAGUGUAUGUGGUGUUGCUUGGUAGUACCGUGGUGUUGCCGUGCAUCAAUCGGCGUAGCGUGUGGACAGACUGGAGCAACGAGGAGGAGGACCAGCAGGUGGUCCACUGGGACCGUCAGUCCCCAGGAGUCCACCACGACCGCGCUGACCGUCUGGUGGACCUGUACGCCUCUGGGGAGCAGCGUAGCUAUGGACCGCUGUUCCUACAGAGGAAGAUGAACAUCAGCAAUCAAGCCUUCUCAGAGGGAGACUUUUCACUUUCCAUAUCUGAUCUGCAGCCCACAGACAAGGGGAUGUAUUCCUGCCACCUCCACCACCAUUACUGUGGUCUGCAUGAGAGAAGAGAGUUUCAGGUCACAGUGGAAGCACCAGUGAUUCAGACCACCCUGCCAGCCAAAGCACUGCCUAGUGAAGACAGGGGUAACACACACACAUACACACACACAUUGUGCUUUCCCAUUAGUGAGUCAGUGUGA